AUGGGUUCCAAAAGACCAAAUGGCAGCUUCGCCACCUUAAGCCAAUACUUCACACGGCCACGAUCACGGCCUUCAAUAUCAUGCAACCACUUCAAAUCAACAACCACCCCACCACUGCCCAGACAUACACGAAGCAUUUCCGUCCGCGCAACCGAAUACCUACAACUACAUGACCCCGACCUGACCGACUCACAACGCACGGUCCGCGAAGCCAUCAGCAAAAUAUGCAGCAAGUUCCCGGACAGCUACUGGGCGACGGCGGAAAAGGAGCACCGGUUCCCAGUCGAAUUCCACCAGGCGAUCGCGGGAGACGGCUGGCUGGGCAUCUGCAUGCCGGCGGAGUACGGGGGCAGCGAGCUGGGGAUCGCCGAGGCGGCGGUGAUGGUGCAGACGAUCGCGGAGAGCGGGGCGGCCUACGCGGGCGCCAGCGCCGUGCACAUGAACAUCUUCGGGCUCGAGCCCGUGAGGAAGUUCGGCACCGACGAGCAGAAACGCCGCAUGCUGGUGCCGCUCAUCGCCGGCGAGCAUCGCGCUUGCUUUGGCGUCACGGAGCCGAACACGGGGCUGGACACCUUGAAGUUGCAGUCCAAGGCCGUCAAGGUCAAGGUCGGUGAUGAGUCUGGCUCCGAGGGCGAGGGCGACCACUAUCUCCUCAGCGGGCAGAAGAUAUGGAUUUCGACGGCGCAGGUCGCGGAGAAGAUCCUGAUCCUGACGCGCACGACGCCGCUCGAGGGCGUCACCAAGCCCAGCCAGGGCCUCAGCCUGUUCUACACGGACCUGGACCGGUCGCAGGUGCAGAUCACCGAGAUCCCCAAGAUGGGCCGGGCGGCGGUCGACUCGAACAGCCUGUUCUUCGACGACUGGAAGGUGCCCGCGGCGGACCUCAUCGGCCAGGAAAACCACGGCUUCAAAAUGAUCAUGCACGGCAUGAACGCCGAGCGCAUCCUCAUUGCCGCCGAGGCCAUCGGCAUCGGAUACGCCGCAUUGAGGCGCGCCGCGCUGUAUGCUGGCGAGCGCCAUGUUUUCGGCAGGCCCAUUGGUCAGAAUCAGGGCGUGCAGCAUCCCCUGGCGACAAGUUGGAUGGAGCUUGAGGCCGCCAGGCUCAUGAUCUAUCAGGCUGCCAGGCUGUAUGAUGAAGGGUAUGAGGCCGGUGAGUACGCCAACGCCGCGAAGUUCUUGGCCGCCGAGGCGGCGUAUAAAGCCUGUGAGCGCGCGGUGUUGGCCCAUGGGGGUAUGGGGUAUGCGAAGGAGUAUCAUGUUGAGAGAUAUUUUCGGGAGGUUAUGAUCCCGAGGAUUGCGCCUGUUAGUCGUGAGAUGAUCAUGAAUUACAUUGGACAGAGGGUUUUGGGAUUGCCGAAGUCCUACUAG
This is a messenger RNA of Exophiala bonariae, 1368 nucleotides long. RefSeq lists its product as uncharacterized. Gene Ontology annotation, molecular function: acyl-CoA dehydrogenase activity; flavin adenine dinucleotide binding. The record is from RefSeq and is a predicted model, not a curated record. Bases 1 to 1368 code for a protein of 455 amino acids. Lineage: Eukaryota; Fungi; Ascomycota; Eurotiomycetes; Chaetothyriales; Herpotrichiellaceae. The transcript has a single exon.